AUGGGCGAACCGAUUCAAUCACUUCCAGAUUCAGAGCAGGAGCGACGUGCUCUGGCACGGACACUGCUCAUUGAACUGCUGGCCUACCAAUUUGCCUUUCCGGUUCAAUGGAUUGAUACACAGAAAGAGUUCUUCACGCGAGAUGAGGCCGUGGAGCGAUACGUAGAGGUCGGCCCGGCCAAGGUGUUGUCCACCAUGGGCAAGAAGACGGUUGCCCGCAAUCACCAGCUGCAGGACCAGCUGCGCCUGAUUCGCCGUCAAUUCCUUUCUCACAGCGAUGAUUAUGGGCAGAUAUGCUAUGAAUACGAAGAGUCGCAACCAGUGGCCACGACAGAGACUCAAGCUGCCCCAGUCACCCCAGCACCAGUUGCUGUGGCCCCUGAAGCCCCGGUUGCUCCUGCUGCAGCUCCCGCAGCUCCGGUUGUAGCGGCAGCCGCUGUCGAUGAUGUGCCACUAUCUGCGCUGGAUAUCGUGCUGGCUCUGAGUGCCCAGAAGCUGAAGCAGCCAUUUGACCAGGUGCCUCUUCAGAAAUGCAUUCGGGACCUGUCUGGAGGUAAAUCUACACUACAGAAUGAACUUAUUGGUGACCUGGUGGCCGAGUUCGGUGGUACACCCGACGGCUGCGAAGACCUUCCACUCGAAGCUGUCGGGGCAGCUCUCGAUGGCAGCUUCACCGGCCGUCCUGGCAAAGUCAUGUCUGCAUUAAUUGCCCGCUUGAUCUCGGCCAGGUUUCCCGCUGGGUGGAAUCAGAACAGCAUUCGCAGCCACCUUGAGAUACACUGGGGCUUGGGCUCUCAACGUCAAACAGCUGUUCUCUGCUAUGCCGUCAGCUUGGACCCCUCGUCCCGGCUUGAAAGCCCUCAGGCAGCCAAAGAAUUCGUCGACAGUGUCGUGUCUCGGUACGGACGCCACUGUGGCAUUACUAUAAACCCAGCUGCUGCGUCUGCGGGCGGAGGUGGUGCCGCUGGCGGAGCUAUGAUUGACUCCAAGGAGCUGGAGCGGCUACGCACGGAGCAGAACGACGCUUUCAAGCAGCUUCACCUGGCACUCGGGAAGAUCUUGGACAGCGACGGCGGCGAGCUUGUCCAGAAGCUAGCGCACAGCGAAGAACUAUGGCAGGAAGCUGACCAGAAGUUGGAGGCUUGGCAGGCUGAGUUCGGUGACGGCUUCUUGACUCGCAUCUCGCCCAUCUUCGACGCAAAACGCGGUCGCAGCUAUGACGCCUGGUGGAACUGGGCUCGCGUCGAUAUUGCCUCGCUGCUGCUGGGACCCGGUAGCACUGCGAAGGAGGAGAAGAUCUGGCAGGUGUUGAAUCGCUCGAAUCCCAGCGCCUUCGAUCUAGUCAAGUAUCACAUUGCCCACCCAUUACGCCACAGUGACAAGCAGCUGCAGAUCCAGCCCCUGGAGCAGCUGUUCCAGGGUUACCGUGACGCACUCCAAGGAGACUCCGUCUUCAUCCACCGGCUGCCACCUCUGGGUCCUCGUACCAUUGUCAGCCCUAAGGGAGUUAUCGAGUACGAAGAGAUCCCUCGCACCAUUGGCGGACGCCCAGAUACCUACGUCGAGCUACUCAAGCGCGGAAGUCGCUUCGACGCCCCCAUUGCCGACAGCGUACCUUUUGUUCGGCUCUGUCGUCCUAAAGCUAGUGCCUGGAACUACGAUGAUGCUCUCACAUCCAGCUACCUCGAUUCUGUCCAAGCGGCCACAUCCAUCGGUAUCAGCUUCUCCGGUAAGACGGUGCUGAUCACCGGUGCCGGACCCCAAUCCAUAGGUGCUGAGAUCACGCGUGGCCUGCUCACAGCCGGUGCCAAUGUCAUUGUCACCACCAGUCGGUCCAACAUGGACUUUUAUCGCAGCCUGUACCGCGACUUCUGUGGUCGGGGUUCGUCCUUGACAGUCUUCCCCUUCAAUCAGGCCAGUCGCCAGGAUUGCCAGGCCCUCAUUUCUCAUCUGUACACCAACACUCUGAGUACUGCAGGUGACAUUGACUGCGUGAUCCCGUUCGCUGCCAUAUCCGAGAACGGCCGACAGAUUGACGGUCUCGACGGUCUGUCCGAGGUGGCUCACCGCGCCAUGCUGGUCAACCUUCUGCGCCUGCUGGGUUGUAUCAAACAACAAAAGGAAGCCCGUGGAUACGGGGCCAACCCGACGCAGGUCAUUCUGCCGCUCUCACCCAACCACGGUACCUUCGGCGGGGACGGGCUCUACUCGGAGUCAAAAAUUGGCCUAGAGACUCUCUUCAACCGCUUCAAGUCCGAAAGCUGGGGUGACUACCUGACUGUGUGCGGCGCCGUUAUCGGCUGGACCCGUGGCACAGGGCUGAUGAGCGCCAACAACAUUGUGGCCGAGGCCAUCGAGGCUGAAGACGUAAUCACCUUCUCGUCGGCGGAGAUGGCAUUGAACAUAAUGGCGCUGAUGACUCCCGCCAUUGCAGAGGCCUGUGAAGACACGCCCGUGUACGCAGACCUGGGUGGCAAGAUGGAGCAGCUGGCUGACCUGAAGGGUUUGUCGACUGCCGCCCCCGAGGAUGAGCUGCACGAAAAGCUGUUGAAGGGCCCAGAGGAACAGCAACAGCCGAUCACUGCUCCGACUACACGCAAGCCGCGUGCCAAUCUGACGGUCGGCCAUCCAGACCUGCCGGAUUACGAGGUCAUGACGGCAGGUAUACAGCUGCCCGGACGUGACAUGAUCGACCUGAACAAGACUAUUGUCGUGGUUGGCUACUCUGAGCUAGGACCCUGGGGUAGUGCCCGUACACGCUGGGACAUGGAGCGAGCCGGAGAUCUCAGUCCCGAGGGGUACGUCGAGAUGGCCUGGAUCAUGGGUUUGGUUAAGCACUUCGAGGGCGACCAGCAGGGAUCUCCCUACGUAGGCUGGGUCGACACCAAAUCCAACCAGCCUGUGCACGAGGCCGACUUCGCAGAGAAGUAUGGCGAAUAUAUCCAUGAACACGCGGGUUUGCGCUUCAUCGAGCCAGAACUCUACGAUGGCUACGAUCCUGCCAAGAAGGAAUUCCUGCAGGAGGUGGUGGUGCAGGAGGAUCUACCUGUCUUCCAGGCGACUCGUGCUGUCGCUACCGCAUUCAAGUCAAAGCAUGGCGACAAGGUCUCGAUCUCUGCAGCUGGUGAAGAUGGGGAGGAGUACAAUGUGCAAUUCAAGCCCGGAGCACGGUUCUUGGUGCCCAAGGCGCAGCCGUUCGACCGACUAGUGUCGGGCCAGCUGCCUACUGGAUGGGAUCCAAAGGCGUAUGGUAUCCCAGCAGACAUUGUCUCGCAGGUAGAUCCGAUCACGUUGUAUGUCUUGUGCUGUGUGUGUCAGGCCAUGUUGAGCGCCGGCAUCCAGGACCCCUACGAGCUGUACCGACACAUACACGUCUCGGAGCUGGCCAAUUGCAUUGGCACGGGCGCAGGCGGAUUGAUCGCCAUGCGUGGUGUGUACCGCGACCGGUAUCUCGACCGCGACGUGCAGAAUGAUAUCCUGCAAGAGUCGUUCCCCAAUGCCAUGGAUGCCUGGGCGAACAUGCUGCUCAUGGGUGCGGCGGGUCCCAUCAAGUCCCCGUCAGGAACAUGCGCCACGGCCAUUGAAUCGUUGGACACGGCUUGUGAGGGCAUUCAGGCCGGCAAGGUGAAGGUGGCCCUGGUGGGUGGCACAGAUGACCUGCAGGAGGAGAUGUCGUACGAGUUCGCCAAUAUGAAGGCGACAGCCAACACCGUGGAGGAGCUGGCACGCGGUCGCACUCCACGAGAAAUCUGUCGCCCGACGGCUAGUUCCCGCGCAGGAUUUGUCGAGUCUGCUGGAUGUGGUGUACAGGUGCUCAUGACGGCACAGUUGGCGCUCGAGAUGGGAGUGCCCAUCUACGGCAUCGUCGCGUACUCGCAAAUGGCGGGCGACAAGAUUGGUCGCUCUGUGCCUGCACCAGGUAAGGGCAUCCUGACCGCUGCCCGUGAAUCGACUACUGCGUCGCUGUCACCACUUCUGGAUGCCACAUUCCGCCAGAAGCAGUUUGAAGAGCUGCGAACACAGAUCCAGCAGGGGGCGGCUCGCCACCUUCAGCAGGCCCGACAGGAUGGUCAGCUCUCACCACACCUGGCCCAGGUCAUUGACAGGGCUGCAGCAUCACAGAUGCGUCAGGCCCAGAAUCUCUACGGGCUAGAUCUGCGACAACAAGAGCCCGGCAUCUCACCCAUUCGGGCAGCGCUGGCUGUAUGGGAUCUCACCGUCGAUGAUAUCGCGGUGGCCUCAUUCCACGGCACUUCGACCAAGGCCAACGACAAGAAUGAGUCGGAGGUGAUCGACACAAUGAUGAGCCAUCUCGGCCGCACCAAGGGUAAUCCAGUUAUGGUCGUGUGCCAGAAGUACUUAACGGGCCACCCCAAGGGUGCCGCAGGAGCAUGGAUGCUGAACGGAGGCCUGCAGAUCCUGCAGUCAGGAAUCGUGCCAGGCAACCGCAACGCAGACAACGUCGACUCAGUCCUGCAGCAGUUCGACCAUCUCGUGUAUCCUGCUGAGUCCAUUCAGACACGCGACGUGCGAGCCUUCAUGCUCACCUCCUUCGGAUUCGGCCAGAAGGGCGGUCUGGUGGUGGGUGUGUCUCCGCGCUAUCUCUUUGCCGCGGUGGAUCGGACGCCCUACGAGGCGUAUCGCAUCAAGGCCCUCCGACGCUGUGAAAUGGCCAACCGUGCCUUUAUCGAGGGGCUCAACACGAACAGUCUGUUCCAGGCCAAGACAUCGUCCGCCUGGGCCGCCGAGGACGAGAUGCGAGUGUUCUUGGAUCCAUUUGCGCGGGUUGCCGUUGACGACGGCAGCUACUAUUUCGAUGCGAAAUGUCUGCAUCCUGAUUCAGAGGACACAAUUUCUGAGACAAGCUCCGGAGUGUUAACUGCCGUGGAGACGCCCUCAACGCCUACCAGCGAGCCGCUGAUGGACGCGUGCCAGAAAUGGGUGGAGGCGGCUGUGUCGACGGAGGGAACGACCUCGGUAGGUGUGGACAUUGAGUCUGUGACUGCUAUUAAUGUUGAGAACGACGUAUUCCUGGAGCGGAACUACACUGAAGCCGAGAGGGAGUAUUGCCAUGCUGCACCAGAUCCGGCACACUCGUUUGCAGGCCGUUGGGCAGCCAAGGAAGCCGUGUUCAAGAGUUUGCAGGUCCCGUCCAAGGGAGCAGGGACUCCGCUCAACGAUAUUGAGAUUCUCAGUGAUGGUGGGAUUCCAACUGUUCAUCUACAUGGUGAAAUCAAGAAGCUCGCUGAAGAGAAGCAGCUGGCCAAGGUUCAGGUCAGUAUUAGCCACUCGGGCGAGCUUGCCAUGGCGGUGGCUGCCACUACGUUUGGUCCUGCUGAGAAGGAGUGA
Messenger RNA from Aspergillus eucalypticola CBS 122712, 5349 nucleotides. RefSeq names its product fatty acid synthase alpha subunit FasA. Lineage: Eukaryota; Fungi; Ascomycota; Eurotiomycetes; Eurotiales; Aspergillaceae. The coding region runs from base 1 to 5349 and encodes 1782 amino acids. The transcript has 6 exons. The record is from RefSeq and is a predicted model, not a curated record. Gene Ontology annotation, cellular component: fatty acid synthase complex. Gene Ontology annotation, biological process: long-chain fatty acid biosynthetic process. Gene Ontology annotation, molecular function: magnesium ion binding; 3-oxoacyl-[acyl-carrier-protein] synthase activity; fatty acid synthase activity.